AUGGAUCUUCAUAGCCCGUUAAUGACAAGGACCUCUUGUUGCCCCAAGUGCCGAUCCAGAAACAAAUGCUCUCCCUGAAUUGGACCUGAUCCAAUUCGACAUUUGGAUCUCCGCCCCUUGAGUGGCCUUCGGCUUAUGGACUACUGUCCCGCCAGCACCAGAACGCAACUCCAUUUCUUCAAUUCUACUGCUGCUGAUCUGAUGCCUUAUGAUAUACGCAAAUCCUAUGGUUCUUAGCUAACUACUCUUCAUUUUUUAACAAUUCUCGCACCGAAACCAUUGCAUUUCUUCAAUUUUCCACUAUUUCAAUUCCAUCUUGCACCAGCUAAUCCAAAACUUGUCCGAAUCGCUAAUAAGAACGCUCAUCAGUGCAUGGAAGCUCCAUCGAUCCAAAUUUAGGGCUUUCAUUUUAUUGGAGAUUUUUUUUUAUCAAUGGCUUCGUGGCUUAAAGCCGCAGAAGAUUUGUUUGAAGUUGUAGAUCGAAGGGCAAAGUUGGUUGUCAGUGAGUUGGCAGACGAGCAUUCUGAUUCUCAGUUGCCAGCUUCUAAUGGGCAAGGAUCUCAACCUAAGAGGGCAAAGCCUAAGACAAAGGCACAGAAGAGGCUAUCCACAAAUAUACCCUCUCAAGCAAGUGCCACUACAGGGGAAUUGACUAGUACAGAAACUUCAAAAUUAGAUGUAUUGUCUGAUAAAGAUAGAGUUACUCUUUUGGUUGAAAAUGAUGCAGCCCCCUCUAGCAAGUUGAUGCCGCAAACAGUCGCUGAACAGCAACAGAAUAUUGGCAAAGAUGUCUCUAGCAUUACAUCAUCAGAGAGACCAUCAAAUGAAGUUGUUAAAGAUGAUGCUGACCAUGAUAAAGUUCCUGUAACUGCUGUUGAUGCAGAUGUUACAACAUCAGCUUCAAAUGGUGACACUGUCAAUGAGAAGGCUUCUGAUGUUCCUGUAGAAUGUCCUCCUUCCCCAUUACCUGCCAAAGAAAUAGAGGUUUUGGAUGAAGACCGUCAAGACCAUCCAAUUGAUGCUGAGAUCAAGCUAAGGGAUGCUGAUGUUUCUUCAAAUACUGACCAAGAAAGAUCUCAGUCAGCAAUUACUGAUCCUCCUGUUAAUGGUGAAACUUCACUGAAAGAUGCUGAUCUUAGCGCUGAACCUCUGGUUGAUCAACUGAACCAGCAGCAUCAGUAUAAAGCUGAUACUUCACCUAUGAAAGUACAGGAACAACUUGAUGAGGCUCAAGGACUCCUUAAGACAGCAAUUUCCACUGGCCAGUCAAAAGAGGCAAGGUUAGCACGGGUUUGUGCUGGACUGUCAACUCGCCUUCAAGAAUACAAAUCUGAAAAUGCACAGCUGGAGGAACUUCUCAUUGCUGAGAGAGAGUUGAGCAAAUCAUACGAGGCUCGUAUAAAGCAGCUACAACAAGAUUUGUCUAUAUCUAAAAGUGAGGUGACCAGGGUAGAGUCAAAUAUGUUAGAGGCUUUGGCUGCAAAAAAUUCUGAAAUUGAGAGCCUUGUCAAUUCUAUGGAUGCACUCAAGAAACAAGCAGCUUCGUCUGAAGGAAAUCUGGCUUCAUUGCAGGCAAAUAUGGAGUCUAUUAUGAGAAACAGAGAACUAACAGAGACAAGGAUGAUGCAGGCACUUAGGGAGGAGCUAGCCUCUGUUGAGCGAAGAGCUGAAGAAGAACGUGCAGCACAUAAUGCUACCAAAAUGGCAGCUAUGGAAAGGGAAGUCGAUUUGGAGCAUAGAGCUGUUGAGUCUUCCACAGCCCUUGCUAGGGUCCAGAGAAUUGCUGAUGAGAGAACAACAAAGGCAGCAGAACUUGAGCAGAAAGUGGCACUGCUUGAGUUUGAGUGUGCAUCAUUAAAUCAAGAGUUGCAAGAUAUGGAAGCUCGCGCUCGUCGUGGACAAAAGAAGUCCUCAGAAGAGGCAAAUCAAGUGAUUCAGGCUUGGCAGGAAGAAGUGGAGCGUGCACGUCAAGGUCAGAGAGAUGCUGAGGGCAAGCUUUCUUCUAUGGAGGCUGAAUUGCAAAAAAUGAGGGUUGAAAUGGCAGCCAUGAAGAGGGAUGCUGAACAUUAUUCACGUCAGGAGCACAUGGAGCUGGAAAAGCGCUACCGAGAGUUAACUGAUUUGUUGUACUAUAAGCAAACACAGUUAGAAGCCAUGGCUAGUGAAAAAGCUGCAGCAGAGUUUCAGUUGGAGAAGGAGGUAAAGCGGCUUCAAGAAGCACAGGUUGAAGCAGAAAGGUCUAAAGUUUCCCGCCGUGCAUCCUCAUCUUGGGAGGAAGAUGCCGAAAUGAAGGCACUUGAGCCUCUUCCUGUGCAUCACCGUCAUAUGGCAGCAGCAACAAUGCAGUUGCAGAAGGCAGCAAAGAUAUUGGAUUCCGGGGCUGCCAGAGCCACAAGAUUCUUGUGGCGUUAUCCAACAGCUCGACUCAUCUUUCUGUUCUAUAUGGUGUUUGUACACCUAUUCUUGAUGUAUUUAUUGCAUCGCCUUCAGGAACAAGUGGAUAACAUUUCAGCUAGAGAAGUUGCAGAGUCUAUGGGUCUUGCCAACCAAACUUUACCAUGAUACAUGAAGUUGCUUCUAAUCAAAAAAGCAAAAGCCUCAUUUUUGCCUGCAAAAGGUUUGUGUAGCGUUCUUAAAGCAAACCAUGGCUUGUGAAUAUCCAGCAAAUAACAUGGCAAUACUGUUGAGAAGGAAAGUGAAAACCAUCGUAGACUCGUUUGAUUUUCAUACAAGUCAUUCGAAGAAACAGAGAAAUUGGUGAUGGUUAGAAUAGCAUAUUGCUUGAUGUGAAGGCACAAAUUUAUAUGUGCAUGCAAGUCUUGUGUGUUAUUUUCAUGGUCAAUUUGGUGUGCCUGGGGAUUUUACGAUGGGAACCACCAUGCUUGUAGAUCCACACUUUUCUUCACGAAAUGGAAUAUUCUUUUAUUUGUAA
Molecule: messenger RNA, 2932 nt
Organism: Manihot esculenta (cassava)
Lineage: Eukaryota; Viridiplantae; Streptophyta; Magnoliopsida; Malpighiales; Euphorbiaceae
Product: golgin candidate 1
Exons: 20
Coding region: 433-2562 (709 amino acids)
Biological process (GO): retrograde transport, vesicle recycling within Golgi; Golgi organization
Cellular component (GO): Golgi cisterna; Golgi membrane
Source: RefSeq, a predicted model, not a curated record